Stegastes partitus (bicolor damselfish) is the source of this 791-nucleotide messenger RNA. It is a transcript of the gene snu13b, whose product is annotated as SNU13 homolog, small nuclear ribonucleoprotein b (U4/U6.U5). Gene Ontology annotation, molecular function: RNA binding. The transcript has 3 exons. The record is from RefSeq and is a predicted model, not a curated record. Gene Ontology annotation, biological process: ribosome biogenesis. Gene Ontology annotation, cellular component: nucleolus; ribonucleoprotein complex. NCBI's taxonomy places the organism in Eukaryota, Metazoa, Chordata, Actinopteri, Pomacentridae.
CGUGCGGUGAACGUUCGGACCUGCUGCAUGAAACAGAGCUGAGAGAGUCAGUAGCGCUCAAGAAAAACGAAGUAUUGCAUAAAAUAACAGGCGUUUUGUUGCCUUUUCAAACUUUGGUGAAAGAAAAUAGUCCUCCGUGAAGCAUUUCGCCGAGAGGGCCGGAAUACAAGAAAAACUCUUCACAAUGACUGAACCUCAAGUGAACCCAAAGGCCUACCCGCUGGCUGACGCCACGCUGACCAAAACCAUCCUGGACCUGGUGCAACAAGCGUCCAACUACAAACAGCUGAGGAAGGGGGCCAAUGAAGCCACGAAAACCCUGAACAGAGGCAUCGCUGAGUUCAUCGUGAUGGCUGCUGAUGCUGAACCACUGGAGAUCAUCCUCCACCUGCCACUGCUCUGCGAGGACAAGAACGUCCCAUACGUGUUUGUCCGCUCCAAGCAGGCCUUGGGUCGGGCCUGUGGGGUGUCGCGCCCCGUCAUCGCUACCUCAGUCACCAUAAAGGAGGGGUCUCAGCUCAAACCACAGAUUCAGUCGGUUCAGAUGGCUAUUGAGAGACUGCUGGUGUGAUUUUUGUUGCACUGCUCUGACAAAAUCUCGUUGAAGAAAGGGGAUUUAAAUAAUUUUGUUUUAUGUUUGAUAUAAAGGAGAAUGUUAUCCAUGACAGAACAAUAUCGAUGUUUUAGUUUCUUUUUUCUUUCUUUUUUUACUUUUUAGGACUGUGGUUCCACUAAACUGUGUCAGAAUACAAUGCCAUCUCCUGCUUCAUAAUAAAAUAAUUUUCUAUUUA